GGAGCAGGAGCAGAACCAAAAAACAACACAUCAUGUGACUCCUACAACACAUAUACCAAGAUCUAUGCCCCAGUUGUCAUUGACAGCAGUUGCUCUGAUGUUGAGGACGUAGAGAACUUUCAGGAGGAAGACAGAGACACUGAUAUUGGACUGACGGCUGCAGACAUUCUGUCAAAUCUGUCAUUCAACAUUAACACAAUGAGCUGUAGCAGGUUUAAUAUAAACCGUGCUAAUGUCUGGGAUGGUGCUCUGAGGGGAUUCAAACGUUCCUCAUUUGACCCCACCUGUAGCCUUUUGGUCAAAUUCACAGAUGACAUCGGGCAAACAGAGGAGGCUGUAGACACAGGAGGGCCUACGCGGGAAUUUCUUACACUCUUGAUGGACGCCAUUAAAACCAGUAGAUUUUUUGAAGGCAAAGAUGAUGGCAAAUACCUGUCAUUUGAUAGCAAAGCUGCAGAAGGUGAUGAGUAUUUCCAGGUUGGAAGAAUGGUUGCGGUCUCUAUUGUACAUGGUGGUCCAGGGCCUCGAUGCUUUUCCCCAAGCUUCUACCAUUACCUGGUUGGUAAAGUGAAGACCAUUGAGGCCCCAAUUGAGGAUAUACCUGAUACUGAAGUCAGGAAUGUUCUCCUUGAGAUUACGAAUGCUAGAACAUUGGAGGAACUCGUAGAACUCGCAGACAAGCACUCCAGCAUGGUUCAGACAGCAGGAUCCUAUCGAUGCCUGAGGACACUGGGGGAUAAGGAAAAAGUUGUGGAUGGUUACAUCCAGUGGUACUUCACCUACCGCAACCAUGUUUCCUUCCAGAGGUUCAAGGAUGGCCUGGCUACCCUCAACUUUUUCAACGCUCUGGAACAGCAUCCCUCCAUUUUCCUGCCCUACAUGUGUUACAGAGCGGAAGACCUGACAGCCGAGAUUGUUGAGUCACUGUUCCGUCCACAAUUGAGCCCAACUGGUAGCUCAAAUCGGCAUGAGGAGGAGAGAGUGCUUGGCUACUGGCUGGACUACUUAAUCGCUGUAAAAGAGGACGGGUCAGGGAUGUCUCUGCAGGACAUUCUAAUGUUUGCAACAGGCCUGAAAGAAAUCCCAGCAGCAAAAUUAAUACCACAGCCUCAACUCACAUUCCAGAAACACGCAAGGUUUCCUGAGGCUAAUGUCUGCGCUAACACAAUAAAACUCCCGAUCUUACCCUCAUAUGAAAUCUUUGAGGAAGCCAUGAAUUAUGGAAUCAAGAACGCCCCUGGAUUUGGGCUUCAUUGAGGUGUCAAUCAGAAAUUAACAUUCGUGGCAAAUUUGCAUUACUGUUGUUACUGUUUGCAUUGCACUUUACUGUUUGCACUUUUACAUUGUUUACAGAAAUCCAAUUAUUUUUUUAUAAGAAAAGUUGCACGUUUCUCUAUUUGGAAACUUUUUG
Messenger RNA from Carassius auratus (goldfish), 1411 nucleotides. Its product is annotated as G2/M phase-specific E3 ubiquitin-protein ligase-like. Gene Ontology annotation, biological process: protein polyubiquitination. The transcript has 7 exons. NCBI's taxonomy places the organism in Eukaryota, Metazoa, Chordata, Actinopteri, Cypriniformes, Cyprinidae. Gene Ontology annotation, molecular function: ubiquitin protein ligase activity. The record is from RefSeq and is a predicted model, not a curated record. Bases 199 to 1257 code for a protein of 352 amino acids.